GUGCCCAGUGUUCCAAGGGGCGUGGCGAACGCUGAAAGACUCGUCGGGGGCGGGGCUUCUUUCCCGGUGUUGCCGAAACAGAAGCAAUAGAAGGAGCAAACAGUCGAGCAGCCAGAAAGCAGCUACCAUGACUAUCUGCUGUCUGAAUAUAAUAUGCAUGUAGCUACUUUUCAGUAACACUCAUCGUUAUUGCUGCAAUCUUUCAACUUCUGCACUGAGAUUAAAGUGUAAUGGUCUAAUGGAGCUGAACAGAGAUGAGGUCCCUGUUUAUGGUCAGGUGGAAGUGUGUGCAGUGCUGCAGGAUACACAGUCUAUUCAGGAAAAGGCUGAGUACUAUGUGUUAUUAAAAGGCUCGCAUAUCCACCAUGUCACCAAAGCUCAGAGGAAGGAGAAGUGCCAUUUACUGAGCUUCAUCAUACCUGGUCACAAUGUUGCAGAAAAGGUCUCGGUGUGGUUGUACUCCUGGGAAGAUGGCAGCAGAUGCAGUCAACCAACCCCGAUGUCAGAGGAACUCUCAUUGGAGUACAAAUGGGACACUGUUCAGGAAGUGGCUGAUCUGCUCAUAUCUGACCCUGAUAACCUUACUUCCAGCAUGCAUGUGGACAUCCAGAGGAAAUUUUGUCUAGUAGAGAGUAUCCAGCCAGGGCAGAACAGUUUAGAUGUGAAUGAACAGCAUGGGACCUCAAGACUAGAUGAAAAUUUAGGACUUGACCAAAGACUUAAGCUAAAAACUGAAUCAGGGAACCACAAUCCAGAAGAAAAUCCUGAAUGCUGGGAGCCUGAUCCUGGUGGAUGCAAACUGGAGCCAUGUAGUGCAAUUGAUGUGAAAAUCACACAGGCAGUUUCAAACAUGUACUCUCUUCUGGAGUGGAACAACCACAAGACACAGGAAUCACAAGCUCCCCGCCAAAUGGAGACACCUUUGCACAUAGCUGUGCGUUUGGGUUUGUAUCACCUCACCCUCUUCUAUCUUCAUCAGUCUGGGGGUCAGGAGAUGGCAACACUGCCCAAUGAGGAAGGACACACUCCUACUGAACUGGCCCAAAGUAGAGGCCAUGCAGCAACCAUAAGUGCAUUAGCUAACCUUUCAGCUUGUAGCGAGGAGAGCCCAGUGUGGAUGUCACAAAUCUGGGCUGAUGAAUCACACCUUCUCAGAUUGUGCCCGCUAACCACUUCCUUCAUCCUGACAGUCAAAAACAGAAUUAAUUUUGAUCCACAGAGGAGCAUCCAACUCUAUAGGGAAAAACACAGAUAUCUAGAAAGCCACAUGCAGGAGGUUGUACUCACUGAGGUGGAAGGGAAAAGCAGACAGAACCAGACAGAUGACACAAGUGAAGGAGAUCUCACAAGCUGGACAAACGUAGAGGAUUGUGUUCUGCUGGAGAGUGUUUUUGAAGAACAGCUUGUCCUUUCUCUGGAUGAAGACGAAGAGAAUCCCACCACAUAUAAUUCAGAGAAAUCGUGUUCCCCUCCAGGUUUCAGCUCUCCAUUCCAGCUUCAGUCUACAGACAUCACUUCUGCCAGACUCACAGCCAUGCUCAACCGCACCGGCAAGAAUGAUGACCAUAGGAAAUACAACAUUGCCACAGUACCAAAUAACAGCUCUGCCACUGACCCGCAACCUGCUGUCAAGGUUGAAGGGACGAGAGAGCAACGCCCAUUCUCUCAUCCUUUCUCGCCAUCUUUCACUCAGUUCUCCACCACAUCUUCAGCAGGACUGGUCUUGGACCGGUUUCUUCGUGGCAGCAGCCACAGUGAACACAACAAUCACAGUGCAAGUUCACCUCCAGAAUCAUAUGAAAUUAGCCCAAAUCUCGUGGCCUUGGAAAUGGACAGUGAAGAGGAGGAUGAUGACUUACUUAUGAAGAAGCCCCUCCCUCAGAUAUCAUCUGAAAAUAAGGACAACGGAGAUAAACAGGACCGCUUUAAUCCAUCCUCGGGCCUCAGCUGCACUCGCUGUCACUCUGCUUCCUCUGACUGUAACCAUGCCUCCCAAAAGGACCCUGCAGAUCAGGGAGUGCGUCUCCGUUCAUAUUCUUAUUCGUCACCCAAAAUCAGCCUGCUGUCCCCCCGCUCCAGCCGAGACACCCCCCGUCCUCCUGCUGACCUCAGCCACGAUGGCGUCUUCACCAACAACAGCAAUGGCAGCAGAUCUCUCCUACAGGCUCUGUCUCUGUCUAAAUCUCUGUCUCUGCUCAAUCCUGUUAAACAGCGAGCACUGAGCUUAACUGAGCAACCGCAAGAGAAAAGGGAGUUAAGGUUCCGUAGACGCACUCAGUCAGCUGAUGACGAGUCCAGCGUUGAGCUGGCUGAUUCGCUCCAACACCUCACGCUCUCCGAAUUCCUCAAAGAAAUUGAAGAAGAGGGAUGGGAUAAAUACAUUAUUCCUUCCAAGACUGAGCCUGAGAAAUACAAAGUCAGCCGCACCUUCAGUUUCAUUAAAAGCCGAAUGUACAGUACACGCAGCAAGAAGGGAAAAGCGAAGGAGAAGGAAGUGAAAGAAAAACAGGGCAACGGACACCAAUUUGCAGCAGGUCCUAUUCUGGGGACUUCGGUUUGUGAGGUGUGUGACAAACCUGUUUCAGGGAAGGAAACUCUGCACUGCACCAAUUGUGCUGUGUGCAUCCAUAAGGGUUGUAAAGAUUCUGCUGCACAGUGCCUCAAGAAAGUGCAGGACAAAUACGCAGUUUCUAGGAUGAAGGCCAGAGCAGCCACGCUUCCUCAAAAUUUUGUAUUGCGUGAAAGCAUCCCGUCCUCUCAGAUAUCUACUUCAGCCUCCCUCCCUGUGGUGACUCAACGGGACAGGAGAGACACUACCCCUCUGCCAUGCCCAAUAUCAAGGAGUGUCCCCCUAGUCCCAGAGUGGUUCGAAAAUAUUCUUCCUUUUUCAUUAUCGGUCAUCAAAAAUGCCUAUAUACAGGCAGCUUUUUUAAUUUAUUUAUUUUAUUUUUAUUUUUUAAUUUGUGUGUUUUGUGCAUCCAGGCUUGCAGAGAGCCCAGAGGGAGACACUGAGUCCUCCUCCUGGAGAUCUCAUGGCCAGUCAGAGGAGCUCCUGCAGACCAUGGAAUCUUCCACUUCCACUGACUCCUCCCUCGUUGAAGAAACAGUGGACGCUCCUCUACAGAACAGUUUUGGGACGGACACUCUGUAUUUGGAGGCAGAGUCUUGGAGUCUAGCGGUGGAGACGCAGUUCUGCCAAAAGCAGGAAAAACGCACAAUCAAGAGACAGGAUGUCAUCUAUGAGCUAAUGCAGACGGAGCUACACCACCUGCAAACGUUGACCAUCAUGGCGGAGGUGUUUAGGCGAGGCAUGCGGGAGGAGGUGGGCUUGGAUGCGGAGGCUAUUGGUCGGAUUUUCCCGUGCUUGGACGAGCUCCUCGUCCUGCACCGAGACUUUCUUUCUGCUAUGACGGAGCGCCGGAAUAACUCCACGCAGCCUGACAAUGAGAAAAACUACCUCAUUCACCAUGUGGGUGAUAUCCUCCUGCAACAGUUCUCUCAGGAGAAUGCUGAGAACAUGAAGAGGGUCUAUGGGGAGUUCUGCAGCCGUCACAUUGAAGCCGUCAGCUUCUUCAAGGAGCUUCAGCAGCAGAACAAAAGAUUUCAACUCUUUAUUAAACAACAGAGCAGCAACUUACUGGUAAAGAGGCGAGAGAUCCCAGAAUGCAUUUUGUUAGUGACUCAACGAAUUACAAAGUAUCCAGUGCUUUUAGAGAGGAUACUGCAGUACACAGAAGAGGGCACGCAGGAGCAUUCAGAUAUCUCUGGCGCUCUAUCUCUGGUGCGAGAGUUGAUUUCAGCAGUGGAUUUGCGAGUGAGUGAGCGGGAGCAGAGUCAAUGGCUGAGCGAUGUGCUUGGCCGCAUGGAAAGCAAGAGCUUAGCCAGACUGAAGAGUGGUGCUGCCUUUCGUAAGCACGACAUGACCAAUGGCCGAACACUGCUUCAUCAUGGCCCGUUGCUUUGGAAGACUGCCACCGGCAGACUCAAAGAUGUGCUGGCCCUCCUGCUGACUGAUCUGCUGAUAUUCCUCCAGGAGAAGGACCAGAAAUAUAUCUUUGCUACUGUUGACCAGAAAUGUCCAGUGAUCUCCCUGCAAAAGUUGAUAGUGAGGGAGGUGGCUAAUGAGGAGAGGGGUAUGUUUCUAAUCAGUGCCUCCUCCAGUGGUCCCGAGAUGUACGAGGUGCACGCAGCGACCAAAGACGAGCGAAAAGCCUGGAUGAGGCUUAUCCGAGAAGCAGUGGAGAUUUGCCAUGAGAAGGAGGAGGUCACUGCAAGUGAGUCGGAAGAAGAGAGGAGUGCAGCAGAGGCCAAGAACCAGAGAAUUCAGAAGCUCCAAGAGUCUCUCUGUAGUCAUGAUCAGCUGAUCUGCUCCAGCCUGGAGGAGAAGCUUCACAUCUACGCUGAGCUCGCUGCCAUGGUGGGCCACAGAGACAUCAGCCCAGAACCAAAGCUGUUGGUGUGCCCCAACACAGAAGAGCUCCCUAAUGCUGCUGUUCUUCUCAAUGCUGCACUUAAAGAGGCGGAGAAUCUAAAAGAAGCACUGUCAUUUCACUGCAACUCCACCUCCCGUCCAGGUCCUCUGCCUGUGUCUGAGGAACAGAACACUUCUGACACCACCACUCAGCUUGAGGCAACUCCUCCUGCUCCAUCUCCUCCUCCACUGCCUGCUGAAGAAGAACCUCAAGCAGUGGAUGCUGUAAGGAGCGAGGAAGAGGAGUUGAGAGAAGACAGCCUUGAACUCCAGCUUCGGAAUCAGAGCAGCACAACUGACAAUCAUAAUAUGUACCUUAAGGUGUGUCAGAGCAUCCAGAGUUUGACUCAGCUGCUUUACAGUCUGCAGGCUGUAGUCACCAUCCAGGACAGCCGUUAUGAAGUGCGUCGUCUCCUUCUCCUCCUCCUCUCAAGUUCUGCCCACCAACGGAUCUCCCAGGGUUCCCUGCAGGAGCAGGAGCGUCAGCGGGAGGCAGAGCGUCGGCGACAGGAUCUGGCACGGGCGGCCCGGGAACGGCAGCGAUGGGCACGCGAGUGCCAGGCACAGCAUCUGCGUUACGAAGAGCGGGAAAGCGAGCUUGCACAGCGGGAGCAACGGUGUCAUGAGGAGGUCCAGAGACUGCAGCGCCAACGCGAGGAGCUGGAAGAGCAGCAGCAGGAGUACCAGCAGAGCCUGGAGAGGCUGAGAGAGGGACAGCGGAGUGUGGAGAGAGAGAGGGAGAGGCUGGAAAUGCAGCAGAGGAUGAUGGGAAAAUGGAGGCAUGAACGCCAACACAACCUUCCUGUUACAAGCAUCAAGCUGGAAGGUCACCAAGGGUCAGGAGAUGAAACAAAAAACUUCCAUCAUGGUCAUCAUAGUGGCUUGGAUGAAGAUGGGUCCAUUUUUGUAAAUGAAGCAGCUUUUCUGGCUCCAUCCAUGAAUAAUCGGCAUCUUCAUCACUACCAGCAUCAAUAUCAGCACAACACUCACCUACAUCCAGGCUACGUGAAUUCCCCCAGUGCCCAGAAUAGUCUGAAUUCUCUGCUGGCUUUGUCCAAUCAUACACACCCCACAAUCAGCACCCAAGAUGAGCUAUGGACUGAAGAUGUUGGUCCAGCAAUCCAUACUACCAGGACAGCAGGGGCGGUGGGUCCAGGGAUUUAUCAAGGUGAUGCCCUCUUGGUGCCGCAGGCUUUUAUUUCCAUGGAAACAGAGAACCAAGAUCCCGAUGGAGAGGAGAAAAUCGUCUAUCUCUAAGUUCAAGUCUCUUUCCUUCCAGAGCUCACACAGAUGCAAACUCAAACAGAAUUGAAACCCUUGAAGAGCAGCUGCGAAGCUACUUCAUCUUGAUUGGGAAAUUGCACUGAUGCCAUAGACACACAUAAUCAAUAGAGGGUGAAAGUUUUCCAUUCAAAUGAUUUUGAUGCAAAUUUUAUCGCCGUCUUUCAGAUAACAUUGUUUUUAAAUUUGCACUUUUACCCUACUCGUAUGUGAGUAUUCUCACUUCUGAGAUCCAGAUCAGUGCAGUUGGGACUCUCUGAUGUAUAAUCAUUAGAAAAUGGUAACACUGUUUCACACUUGCUUUGUUUUUCUGUUAUAAACAAGGUUUAACAAAACCCCAUUCACAAUUUAAUAAUGUUUAGCCACAUAGGAAUCACCAAAUCAUGUAUCACCAAAAUCUUCUCAAGUUGCCAUUUUCAUUCCUUACCAGUUUUCAGAUGGACCGUUUGAAGAAUCUCUUUAACUGUUCACUGUCCCAUGACCCAUGGGCAGCUCCGGACUCCAGUCCUACCAGCCCUGUAGAGGAACAAUAUGGAGUCGAUAUACAUACAUUCAGAGAUUUUAUUUCACUCAAAACAUUGUCCAUUUAUCUCGAGAGUAGGUUUAUUCAACACAUCUUUCAAGCGGGAAAAAUUGAGACCAGCGAUUAUAAACAUUGUGGGGGAGGCUUCCAGGGUGUCAGUUAAUGAUAUUGGAGAGUUCAGAACUGUCAAAUCAUUCCAGACUCACAACUUCUUUGGUUCAUCUACUGUUUUUUGUAGGUUAAUGCUCCUUUUGCACAUUUUUGAGUUCUAACUUAUAGCAGCAUACUCUUAUGGAAAAAGCAUUAAGGUCGGCAGACUGUCAUUCCUCAUCCUUUUCUGAUGUUUCCCUGUGCUUAGCAUAAGACAUAGCAUUUACUAAAUAAUUUGCGUCAAAAUGAAUGACUGAAUAACUAUCCGGCGUUUUAAAAGGUUAUAUCCUUGUAAUUCCCAGAUAAUCUUGUGGCAAUUUUUGAGGUGUGUGUUUGUGUGUCUGUGUGUUUUAAAGGUCUUCCCUAGGGUCAGCAUUGUUUCUUACUGCCUGAAGCCUACUGAGACAGAAUUAGGUUUCUCAAUUUCAACUUGCUUAUCUCACACACACUACAUUCUGUACUAGCUGAGGCUUACUUAAUAGUUAUUUAUUUCAAAUAGAAACUUCAUUAACAUAAUCUUUUUUUCAGUGGAUACGAAAUGAUUUGUCCUGCUUUAUUAAAGCACUCUAGUCCUGUUUCUCAGAAACCAAUGCCACUCCUCUAAAUGAGAGAGAACGAUUAUUUAUAUGAAUAUUCUGAUUGGAUGUAUUUAUAUUUAAUUUAGUCAUGCUUCAUGAUAGUUACCAGAUUUUAUAGUGUAAUUUCAACUUCAGCAUCCAUAUCCCUAUAUCAUAUAUCCUGUAUUCCUGUAGUAAAUCCUGUAACAAAACAUUUAGAUCCAGGUUUGGUGGAGAAAAUCUUCUAAUCCUCUGAGUACAAGUAGUGCAAGAGGAAAAUGCAGGUUUAUGGGUAAUUGGGAAUAACAAAUUCAAUCUUAAUUCAUAACAUGUUGGUAUUAAAAUAGCUUUUAACAACUGCAGUACUAUGCUAUGUGGUUGCAUGACAAGUCAUAGCACUCCAUAGUUUAGUUUUUCCCUACAGGUCAAUUUGCCUAAAUCCUUCAAACAUUGAUUUCUUAGAAUACCCUUGCACCAUGGUGUUUUUUUUUGUUUUGUUUUGUUUUUAAAUACAAAUGCACUGGAAACAGCACCUUGUUUUUUAUGUUUGUAAAAAGACUAUUUGGACCACACAAACUCCCAAACUGCAGUGCUCUUUACUCCAUAAGAAAUACUCAGAGUUUAUGGGCUUUCUGCAUGUCACUGGCCAUCAGCCUUUAACUUUCAGCAAUUUUACAAACUCAAGUAAAUUCAUCAUUAUAAAAAUUCAAAGUAAAGAAACAAAUUCUUUGAAUAUUGAAUAUUUGAGCUUUCGUCAAUGACCGAUUGUAUCAUGAAAGUCCUUGGAGUUUUACUGAAUUUCAGUAAAAUUUGUAAUAACAGAUCCUGUAAUUUGUCCGUACAUAUCCCAAUUCUUUUUUUUAUUCCAUUAUUUUUUUCCCACUUUAUUUGUAACUUAUAUUUAUUGUUAUUUUAUGCAUACUGUGUAGUAUGAACUCAAUAUGGUGUACAUAUGGACUGUUUUAUACAAUUGUAUGUACAAAUUACUCUUUGUAAUUUAUCACACCUUAUCAUAUUCAUUAUCAUAAUCUGUUUUAGGAAUAAUGACGUCUCAAAAAUCUUUGAAUAAAGAUGAUUAUUGCUGA
Messenger RNA from Ictalurus furcatus (blue catfish), 8067 nucleotides. RefSeq names its product Rho guanine nucleotide exchange factor (GEF) 28a (gene arhgef28a). Gene Ontology annotation, molecular function: guanyl-nucleotide exchange factor activity. Gene Ontology annotation, biological process: regulation of Rho protein signal transduction. The transcript has 35 exons. Lineage: Eukaryota; Metazoa; Chordata; Actinopteri; Siluriformes; Ictaluridae. The record is from RefSeq and is a predicted model, not a curated record. The coding region runs from base 239 to 5728 and encodes 1829 amino acids.